Molecule: messenger RNA, 2598 nt
Organism: Porites lobata
Lineage: Eukaryota; Metazoa; Cnidaria; Anthozoa; Scleractinia; Poritidae
Source: the annotation of a GenBank genome assembly
AUGGCUUCAGUGAGUGUCUACAGGUCCUAUGCUAAGUGUGUCCUUGGUACCAAGACUUUGACCCUCCCCACCCAGGACAAUGGGUGACUGCUGACUGUGCCUCCCAAAACACCAAACAUCAAACGAAAGACAACUUAGGACAACUUAUUAUUUAUUUACAAUUCUCUUAUAUAACGUAAACGCAAAAUCAAAAUAAAUAGGUGAAACUAAGUUAACAUAAGUAAGUUGUCAGUGUUUGUUUUCCUUUAAAGAAGUCGUUCUUACUAAUAAUUCUUUCUGUUUAAUAUUUAGUGAUGAUUUUAGCUCUGAAGUCAUGAAAGUUAUAAAACCAAAAACACUGGACACCCCUGGUACAACCUGCAAAACCUGGCAGUUACUAAAGAAAAGAAAACACUUGGGGAAAAACAGAAAAAAACAGACACAAACAUAUUGUAGCCUAUAAAAGUAAUCUGUUAAAUAUUUUAAAAUGUUUUUUCUGUUUCGGGAUUUAAAAAAGAUCAAGUACUUUAAUUUUUAAUUUGGAAUUGCGGUGUGUCUCGGAAGCUACAAAAUGAUUUGUAAAACCGUUUGAAUUUCGCUCUACUUCUGUUUGAUUUGUCAUUUGACAUGUUCCAGAAUGUGUCGAGGUGUUACGUGUUCCUGAUUUUAGCAAAAACGUGUCAGAAGGAUUUGUUUUCUUUCUACAGGCCCGCGAUAAAAGCUAGCUAGUCCCAAUUAUUACAAAAUAUUGGAAUAAUUUAUGUAAAGAGCAAGGAGUUUCCUUUCAAACCUCAAAAAAGCACAAAUCUUGUAGCUUGAUACUGUUGUCAAGUGUUUGGCAGUCUCACAAUCACAGAGGAGGGUUGUAAAAAUAACAGUAAGAAAAAAAAAAAAAGAACAAAAAAAUGAGGGAUAUGUUCUUUUAAUAGUAGCUAACAAUUCCGUCUAGCGUCUUUAUUUGAACUAACCAUUUCACCUCAAAUUGCCACUGAUUUUGCAUUCUCUUAACCGUACACUGAAAAUAUGAAGUUUUAUAAAAUAACUACGCACGUUCUGAUUGCUUAAAAACCUAUCGUUUACUGUGCCAGUAAACGCAUAGAAAACUUAAAGUUAUUUUACAAAAGCUAAUCGACCACACUUUCUAUGGCUUUACCGGCGUGAUAUCCCACGCAGGAUGCUGAGAAAACGCGAGAAAAGCUUGUAAAUCACGAAAUAUUAUACAAAGAAUUACAUGCCUACAUGUCGAAAGUCAAGCCAAGGACAAAAGAAAGAAUCAGAUGCAAACUCAAACUAAAUGUGACGAUUCAUUGAAUAUGGCCGUGGCUUAUAGUUUGCGUUAUAACGAGUAUCGAAUUAUAAAACCAAUUACUUUCUACACGAAAGGGGGUUAAAGGAAGUUACCAAAUUCCAGGGGAAUUACUUUGACUACAUGUAGGCUGUUUGGGAAAAUUAUUCACAACGACUUUAAAAUCCAGAUUAAAUUGUUGAAUUAAAGAAAAUCUAUCAUAACUCCAAAAUAGUUUGGAUUUAGACCAAAAGAAAGAUGCACAGCUAUAAUGUUUAUCUUAAAGCGUUUGUUGAUAGAAACAUUCACGAAACGGUAUGAGAAUGUUUGACAAUAAGUGUCGAUUCAUCAGAUAUGCGAUAUUAACAUAAAUACGGAAUCAGAAGAGGAAAUUUUGCAAGGUCAUUCAAAGUUUGUAUGCGUCAGUGAAAUAUUGUAUCCAUAUUGACCUCGACAAAACAACAGAAACGUCUCAAGGAACAAAACAAUAAGACAUUUGGGGAUGAACUAAGUGCUCUGUUGUCCUCCUUAUUCAGAAACGAUGAUGUACAACAUUUUCAAAAAAGGUGAAUGCGAAAGUGAGCAGUUAGGAAACCGGCCUGCUGUUUGUAUGAUCUCUUAAUAAUAAUUCCAUCUUCUAACUUCUAUUCUGUAACUGAUUCCCAUGAGGCCCUGGCCUUACGUCAUUAAAGACAAAGAAAUCAAAUGUCAUCAGUGAUAUUUAGUGGCAGUUGUCAGAAGAAAAAGAAAGUAUUCUUACGUUAGUUAGCUAAAAGUAGCUAUUAUUCUAAUGUACACAGAAAGACUCACUUGUAAACCUUCAUGGUUUCUUGAGACUUCCCCGCCUCUAAAUCUUAUUCUAAUUCUAGUGCUUAUUAUUCUAUUUCUUAUUAUAAUUGCGUAAUCUACCUCGAUCGUCCUGAAUGAUCUACAAAUUGCCACUAGAAAGUGUCUUUUAUUUUAUUUUCAGAUGAUACUAAUUUAGCCUUGAGCAAUAAAAACCGUGACAUAGGAACUCUAUAAGACACUAUGAACCAAAUGACCGGCAUUUUGGCCAAAUAAGGCUGCUGUAGACAUUAUUACCACUUAAAACGCUUCAUAUUUUAUAUAACAUGAGCUAUGUAUCAACACUGGGCAAGUACUUAUCUUACUAGACUAAAACCUAUUCUCUCAAAACAAAGAAAUAUCUUAACAGGGUUAUGACUUUUUCAAAUUAUAGAGAAAAAUCACGACCACUCUUUAAGUCUCUGAAGAUACAGAAUAUCUUUGAAUCAAGUACUUAUCUGACAGCAGUUGAUUUGCAUUCAUAUCAGGAUUCUAGCAUCCGUAAAUAA